GUAUUUGGUAAAUCUUGUAUUUCUAUAGAAAAACUUGGGGAAGGGGGAUUUCAUAAAGUUUUUAUAUUAAAAAUGGAAGAUGAUAAUGAAUAUAUUGGAAGAAUAGCAUUUCCAGAUUAUCCAUAUUGGAAAACUGAAAGUGAAGUCGCAGUUAUGAAAUAUGUUAGAGAAAGAACUUCAAUUAGAGUACCACAAGUUUAUCAUUAUGAAAGUAAUAAAGAAAAUCUUGUUGGACAAGAAUAUAUUAUUAUGGAAAGGUUACCUGGUAUAUCAUUAUCUGAUGUAUGGAAUAAUUAUAAUAUAAAUGAAAAGAAAAAUAUAUUAUUACAAAUAAUAAAUAUACAAUGUAUACUUAAAAAUCAAAAAUUUUCAAAAAUUGGAGGAAUUUUUUAUGAUAAUAAUAUAAAAGAUUUUAUAAUAGGUCAAGUUACAGAAGAAACUUUUUUUAGUGAAAAAAGAUCUGAAUUAAAUAUUAAACGUGGACCUUUUAAUAAUACUUAUGAUUAUAUUGUUGCUGCUAUUGAAAAAGAAAUUAUUUAUAAUAAAGAAAAUUUUAAUGAAGAAGAACAAAAAAAAUGGAUUCCUGUUUAUGAAGAAUUAU
Molecule: messenger RNA, 601 nt
Organism: Rhizophagus irregularis DAOM 181602=DAOM 197198
Lineage: Eukaryota; Fungi; Glomeromycota; Glomeromycetes; Glomerales; Glomeraceae
Cellular component (GO): mitochondrion
Source: RefSeq, a predicted model, not a curated record